GUGUGUGUAUGGAACAUUUCUGGGAUCUUUUAUUUCAGUUAAUGAAACAUGGGACCAACACUUUACAUGUUGCGUUUAUAUUUCUGUUCAGUAUAACAUGCUCAGCUGUCUAAUGGAAGGUAUAUAGGCUAAGAGUUAUUUGUGGUCAACAAAUAAAUGUUUAUAUUGAUAGUUUUGGUAUAGAAUGUUUAGAAUAUGGUCCAUAAUCAAUAUGCAUUGAUUCAAAUAAUCAAUUUGAAUUGUGUAUCCAGGUCAUAUCAAACAAUUCCUCAUAGUCUACUGUAAAUGGCUUUUGAAUAUAUACUGUGCGCCCAAGUGUUUUCAGCUACAAACAUGCGCUAAUGCUUUGUGAAACGAUGAGAUUUCUGGUGCAGCGUGUUGGGGGUUUCGCGCAGUGUCAGUGUCACUACAUUACCGCUUGCAUGCAUCUAUUGAAAGAACGGAUUGCAAUGUCAAUCGGAGGAAUGCGCUGAUCUCGGGAACUAUAGAGCAGACACAGGAGGGCCUGAAUUAGCCUCAUCGAUGAGCCAAACUGAGAUGGAGAUGUCUGCGGGUCCAGCGGAGGGCACGCAGAGGACUGGUACGGUGAAGAGGAAGAUGUGGGGGGGCCUGAGGCAGCAGUGGAAGCUACUGGGCCUGUUUGAGAUCGACCAGCAGCACGAUUUCUACAGCCUCACCUCUAUAAUGAAAGAAGGCCUCUCUGCAGCCGUGCAGAACACCAUCGACAACCCACCACCGGAUGAAUUGUCGGAAGAUGACUACAGAUUGGAGGUCACUCAAAUACAUAAGGCCUUCAGAAUGGAGACGUUUGCAGGGCCAGUGUUUGCCAGCUUGCGUCGCUCCCUGGGGAUGACAGAAAAGGAGUAUCAGCACUCUCUCUCCAACGACGGUUCCUACCUGCAGUUCAUCAGCAACUCCAAAAGCAAGGCCGACUUCUUUCUCACGAACGAUAAGCGGUUCUUUCUGAAGACCCAGAACAAGAGAGAGGUGCAAUUCCUCCUGUCCAACCUAAGAAUCUACAUGGAGCACCUAGAGAAGUAUCCUCAUUCACUGCUGGUCAAGUUCUUAGGUGUCCACAGGAUCAAAAUUCCACAUAGGAGGAAGAAGUACUUUAUUGUAAUGCAGAGUGUUUUUUACCCUGACGAUCGAAUAAAUGCCAGGUAUGACAUCAAGGGUUGUGAGGUGAGCCGGUGGACAGACCCAGCUCCAGAGGGAAGUCAGGUUAUCGUUGUUCUCAAGGACUUGAACUUCGAGGGCCAGUACAUCACUUUGGACCAGCACCGUCCAUGGCUGCUCCGGCAGGUGGAGAUUGACACGUCGUUCCUGCAGACACUCAACGUGCUGGACUACAGCCUCCUGGUGGCUCAUCAGCCCCUGCACCAGGAUGAACGCCACCAGUGCCUGUCCUUCGCCACCCUUAUCAUGCGCACUAAAAAGUCAGUGAUCACAUGCUCAAGCCCCACCCAUGCGGGUAUGCCCACUGUUCCGGGGGCGGUCCCAGAGGAAGAUUCCGCCCUGUUAGUAUCAGAGAUGGACAGCGGGACAGGAAGUUGCAGCGUUACUGAUUCACGGGUAGGAAGUGACCUGGGCAGUGCCCCUUCCGGGAGACCCUGUACUGAGCAGCCGGUGGGAACGGUCACGGAUUCGAUGGAACUGCGAGACUUCCAGGCCCAGAACCGCCGGCUGCUGCCCAACUUCAGAAACCCGCUGCACGUCAUUGACGGACCGGAGCAUCGCUACUUUGUGGGCAUCAUCGACAUCUUCACUGUCUACAGCUUCAAGAAGAGGCUGGAGCAUUGGUGGAAGAGACUGCGGCACCCAGGGCAGGCCUUCUCCACCGUCAGCCCCCCCGCUUACUGCCAUAGGCUCUGCCAGUGGGUACAGGACCACACCAGGUAGACUCAGAAAGAGGGGAGGAUGAGGAUGGUUACUCCCACUAGCACGCUGUCUGCCCAGGGACACCCACGCACGCAAAUACACACACAAAGACUAGCAACUGUGACGCUGUUCAGAGACAUAAAGCUAUUCUUUUAAAGCACUGUAAUUUCAGAUUGACCAAGAGUCAGUUAUUUUCAUGUUUCCACAUGUCCAGACCAAAGCCAAAACGAACAUAAACCAUUAUAUGGAAAUAUAUUAUUCACCACAGCGGAUAAAUGGGUUCUCCCUCUUCAUAUUCUUUAAUUUUUUUAAGUAACAAAGAAAAAGGUGCAACAUUUAAAAUCUAGUGCUAUGAAUUGAUUAGCUGAUUUUCCAAAGUAUAAUAGUUUUUGAAUUGUUGAAGUUUAGUUCGUGAAUCAAUAAUGAAAACCAAAAUUAUUUUUCAAAUUUGCCAUCUGUUUAAAAAAACAGUUUUUUUUUACGUUUGACUCCUAUGGAUUUUUUUUCUCCUAAUUUAACUUUGACGUUUUGAUCAAUGUUGUAUAUGUUGUAUGUUUUGUGCCUUUCUUACGCAGUUCUCAGUAGUUGGUAUUCAGACUUACUUAUGCAGGUGCGUAACGGGCUUUGCAGUCGUGGUUCACUUGCGCGCGCGCUGAAAACAUACACCUUUAAAUACAGUGUACCUUUAAUUUUGACGACAUUAACUAGAUUGGGUUCAGAAUAUAAGGAUCAAUGAAUGAAACCCAUCUAAAGAUAUGCAUAUUCGUGUCCAUUUCAGGACCAACUAGUCGACCAACUAGUUUAUUUAGGCACAUUUUGGGUUAAGAAAGCAGGGUUUGGAGAGCUUUUACACACUAAAUGCAGUGCAUUCGGAAAGUAUUCAGACCCCUUGACUUUUUCCACAUUUUGUUACAUUACAGCCUUAUUCUAAAACGGAUAAAACAAUCUACACACAAUACCCCAUUAAGGGGUGGCAGCCCCUAGGGUAGCCUAGUGAUUAGAGUGUUGGACUAGAAACUGAAAGGUUGCAAGAUCAAAUCCCAGAGCUGACAAGGUACGAAUCUGUCGUUCUGCCCCUGAACAAGGUAGUUAACCUACUGUUCCUAGGCUGUCUUUGAAAAUAAGAAUUUGUUCUUAACUGACUUGCCUAGUGAAAUAAAGGUAUGACAUAAAUAAUGACAAAGCAAAAACAGGUUUUUAGACAAAAUGUUUUUUGCAAAAUGUCAACAAAAAACACCUGAAAUAUUUACAUAAGUAUUCAGACCUUUUACUCAGUACUAUGUUGAAGCUCCUUUGGCAGCGAUUACAGCCUCGACUUUUCUUGAGUAUGACGCUACAAGCUUGGCACAUAUGUAUUUGGGGAGUUUCUCCCAUUUGUUCUCUGUAGAUCAUCUCAAGCUCUGGAUGGGGAGUGUUGAGGCACAGCUAUUUUCAGGUCUCUCCAGAGAAGUCCGGGCUCUGGCUGGGCCACUCAAGGACUUUCAGAGACUUAUCCCGAAGCCACUACAGCAUUGCCUUGGCUGUGUGCUUAGGGUCGUUGUCCUGUUGGAAGGGGAAACGUCACCCCCAGUCUGAGGUCCUGAGCGCUCUGGAGCAGGUUUUCAUAAAGGAUCUCUUUACUUUGGUCCGUUCAUCUUUCCCUCCAUCCAGACUAGUCUCCCAGUCCCUGCCGUUGAAAAAUAUUCCGACAGCAUGAUGCUGCCACCACCAUGCUUCACCAUAGGGAUGGUGCCAGGUUUCCUCCAGACGUGACGCUUGGCAUUCAGGCCACCGUUCCUAGGCCGUCAUUGAAAAUAAGAAUUUGUUCUUAACUGACUUGCCUAGUUAAAUAAAGGUUAAAAAAAUAAAAAUAAAGAUUGAUCAGCGAAAAUGUUAAUUGAAUCCAUUUUAGAAUAAGGCUGUAACAAAAUGUGGAAAAUGUCCAGGAGUCUGAAUACAUUCUGAAUGCACUGUAUAUUGAUGGAUAAAAAAAACAGUGGUUUGAUUCAUCGUGAAAGUUUAAGUUCAACCCAUGAAAUAUUGGAAGGUGUAAAAAAAAAAAGGUGUACAAUAGGGGUUGAACAAUAGUCCUAUAUAUCUACACUAUCAUCACUAAUCGUGGAACUGUAUGACAAUGGUCCAGUCAUGGUAGACCGUGCACCAGGCUACAGGUUUAACCUGCUACGAGUGGCCUGAGUUCCAUAAUGAUUCAAAUGUUCCAAAUUAUGGCACAGUGUUAGCCUAAUAUAAUCCACUAAUGCUAGCGACCCUCAGGAACAACUACACGGACGUGACAGAGGAAAGAAAGGUCAACGGAAUGGAAUGCUGCAAAAUGUAGGAAAUUGACAGUUAGAAAUGUUGUGGGUAUUAUGGAUGAUGGCUCCCAAUUGUGGCUAAUAUUUAACUCGAUACAAAUUGUAAACCAAAACGUAGAAAAGCGCGGGCAAAGAAUUACAUCUAGAAUCAUAAACCAAUUCGGUAGGUUGGGUGCUAUACUGUCAUUUGCUCAUUUGCUAUAAAAACCUAUACUAAAGCUUGGGUCUCUGUACUUAAUUCCUGCAAGUUAUAAGGCCAUCAUUUUAUAAACUUCACUAUGUAAAAGUUGAUAUGCUUCAGUUUGCUGCCAUGACUGGUUUCCCAUUUGUCUCCAGCGAUCAUAAUAAGAUAAUAUAGAUCUAAAACAAGUGUCAUUUAUAUUUACAAUCCCCUUAUCCAAAUGGUUAACUCAUUUACUUACCUCUGAUCAAUAGCUCUUAUCAAUUUCUAAAUUACAGUGCAUGGAGAAUGCUGUUAUUUCAUUCGCAAAAAGAAAGUAAAUGCUUUUUCCACUUGGAACAGGCAGGUUUGCUCGACCUUAUUCAUGGUUUCCUCCCGCAUAAAGGUGGUGAAAUUAUGAGUUGAGUUAAGUCAAGCUCAGAAUAUGGCAUAUCUGUAGACAUACCUCCGCCACACCUUCAUUUCUUAGAUCUGCACCCUGAACGAAUAGCGGGUGAAUGGCAUGCUAUUCUCAUGCUUAAGGGGAUACCUUGGGAUUAUCUACUUGCCCAGAGUCAGAUGAACUCUGUAUCUAGUACGGAAGUUAGAGGUCAUUUUGUGAGCCAAUGCUAACUAGUUUUAGUGCAAUGACUAGAAGUACAGUAAAGGGCGGCAGCGUAGCCUAGUGGUUAGAGUGUUGGACUAGUAACCGGAAGGUUGCGAGUUCAAACCCCCGAGCUGACAAGGUACAAAUCUGUCGUUCUGCCCCUGAACAGGCAGUUAACCCACUGUUCCCAGGCCGUCAUUGAAAAUAAGAAUGUGUUCUUAACUGACUUGCCUGGUUAAAUAAAGGUAAAAUAAAAAAAUUAAAACAAUAUGGGUAUCUACUAGCAUGCUAGCAGAUACCUAUAGACUUCCAGUCAUUGCGCUAAUGCUAGUUAGCAAUUGCACUAGCGCUAGUUAGUAACUUCCUUCAAACUGCACCAUUGCCAAAAUUCCGAAGUAUCCCUUUAAGUUCAAUGUCAGAAUACAUAUAGAGAGAAAAAUGCAAAUGGUUCCAUUUACGCGCGUAUAACUCUGGUCAGAAUUCCGCCCCCAAGUGAAUGUACACUCCUGAUAAAACGGUGCAUGACUGUGGUUCUGCAGUAUAUUGUUUAUUUAUUUAUUUAUUUAUUCUUUAUGCAGUUAUGGCAAGGUCAGCAUAAAGGGGUAAUGUUUCAAAAUGCCGACAAACAGCUAUCAUUUUAUACGACUGCCUAGUGGCGCAGCGGUCUAAGGCACUGCAUCUCAGUGCAAGAGGCGUCACUACAGUCCCUGUUUUGAAUCCAGGCUCUAUCACAUCCAGCCGUGAUGGGAGUCAUGGAGGGCGGCAUAAUUGGCUCAGCGUCGUCCGGGUUUGACUGGGGUAGGCCAUCAUUGUAAGUAAGAAUUUGUUCUUAACUGACAUGCCUAGUUAAAUAAAAUAAAUAAAUACAAAUUGUUAUUCUGAUGGUUUUUACGAUUUAGCUUAUUUUUGACUUACCUGAACUUGGGACAACCUAGGUAAGUUGAAAAUAAGCUAAAACUUGUGAACUAUCCCUUUAAUAAGCUAAAACUUGUGAACUAUCCCUUUAAUGUUGCCUCAGCAGAGAUAUUACUUACACUGUCCAAUUUUACAGCAAAAUGCAGGCUACACACUUGGGGCCUGGAGUUCUUAGUAUUUGCUGUUGAAAAUAUAACCCAAAUGUGAUUUACACCUGCUUAGGUGCUCUCCGUUCUGCACCUCACCUGGGACACCCAGUGUCAGUCAGGGAAAUAUGUGAAUUUCGGAGGUUUUUCCACAUUGACUGGGUCAGAAUUGUUUUUCAAAGUAAGGCACUGUAUUUACAGGGUUUUAGUUGUCUCUGGAAAAAAUAAUAAAUACCCUGAUUUAAGGACUGGGAUAUGUGGUGACCACAUGUUCACUAAUGUAGCCUACUUCAUUGAUACAGUAAGGGUGUGGAUUGGCAACUCCAACUCUCUCCUGGCUCAACUUGUUUAACCCCUAAGUCAUGUUUGUGCCUUCUGCCUGCAAAUGGUAUGUGCUGAAACCUUUUCUCAAUGCAUAAAUAACUUUUACGAGUUAA
Molecule: messenger RNA, 6437 nt
Organism: Oncorhynchus kisutch (coho salmon)
Lineage: Eukaryota; Metazoa; Chordata; Actinopteri; Salmoniformes; Salmonidae
Product: phosphatidylinositol 4-phosphate 5-kinase-like protein 1
Exons: 10
Coding region: 523-1899 (458 amino acids)
Biological process (GO): phosphatidylinositol phosphate biosynthetic process
Cellular component (GO): plasma membrane
Molecular function (GO): 1-phosphatidylinositol-4-phosphate 5-kinase activity
Source: RefSeq, a predicted model, not a curated record